Messenger RNA from Cottoperca gobio, 5596 nucleotides. RefSeq names its product PPARGC1 and ESRR induced regulator, muscle 1a (gene perm1a). Gene Ontology annotation, biological process: response to muscle activity; regulation of DNA-templated transcription. Gene Ontology annotation, cellular component: cytoplasm; nucleus. NCBI's taxonomy places the organism in Eukaryota, Metazoa, Chordata, Actinopteri, Perciformes, Bovichtidae. The transcript is spliced from 7 exons. The record is from RefSeq and is a predicted model, not a curated record. The coding region runs from base 444 to 4400 and encodes 1318 amino acids.
CUGCAAAGAAGUUGUCGAGGUCGUCCCACGGUGAACACGAACACAGUGAGAACUCAGUCGCAGUCUCGGUACAGUGGCCUGGAGGUGCAAUCUAAAUUCUGCAGAGUCGGUGUGGUGGAUUUUGACAUGACCCCCAAACAGCUCGAGCACUGAUACUGCUGUAUUGUCGGUGACAUUUGAGGUUUAAGUGAGUCACAUGAGUCUCACGUGAUGCCGCUCCAGUCUCAUCCCCCGAUCGUUCCGUUUCCACAGCGUCUGGAAACACUCAGAUCCACUGUCACCCCAUUACAUCAGAGCGAAGCGCUGCUCUAUAUUUAUCAAAUCAUGGGACUCACCCGAGGAUAGACAGCAUGGUGCUGCUGAGACUACAGACGUCCUAGACCUUCACCUCUGCAGGGUCACAGCUGAAGCAGGACAGGUUAUAUUUCACCCUCUAAGUCAAAAUGGAGGACUUUGACUACAGUGUGGAGAUCUGUGAGCAAGACUGGGAAUGCUUCUUUGUGGAGUGCGAGGAGUGUAGCCUCCUUCCUCCUUCAUUAGCAGGUGUGGACGACUCGGGGAUGAGUGACAUUGAUGAUACACGGUCCAUUCUUUCUAAGAGGGUUGAGAAAGUCGACCUCACAGCAGGCUUUUCAGAGUCUGACCGCCCCAUCGAUGGCCCCCCAGACUGUGAGGGCUCUCCUGUGGAGCAUUACCUCAGUAAACACACCGUCGGUGGAAUGGAGAGCGUGCUCUCGGGCAGUGAGGAGGACAUACACCUGCAGUCUGUCAAUAUAUUCUUUGAAAGGUUGAAAAAUCUUACAGAGGCGGAGAGGCUUUCUGAGCCAAGCAAAGUGAGAGAUGGAAAAAAACAGGAGGCAAUACGUGAGGAGCAGCGGUGUAGUGGUUGGCAACAAGCCAGCAGCAGUUCUUUGCCAAAACACAUCCCCAAGUUAAGCUCCCUGCCAGCCAGCGGUGAAACAGCAGUUGGCAAAGAGACAACAAAGCCUGUCAACACCAUCAGCAACAUAAACACAAUAAAAAAAGGCAUGCCUGGUUCCAACACUUCCCCUGAACCUGCAGCCAGGAUCGCAGUGCUCAAGGCUAACAAAUCAGCGUACCCUGAAUCAAGGUUAUUCGUCAGAGAAGAUGCCUGUACAGAAACCAGAGUAAAAAAGGCAACGCAAGUGAAUCAGUCUCGAAACUCACCCGAGGGGGUCGUCUGCGCAGAAACAACACCUGACACUGCGAUAAAGGAGGAAACGGAUGAUGUUAAGCAGGAAGGUUUGUUGACAAGUCAGUUAACUCUCAGUAAAAAGUGUAGCACUGAUUCAUUGAGUAAUCUAGAAAUGGUGAAACAUGUUAAACGGAAGGAAGACCUUAAUGUUUUGCAGUCAGACGCAGCACGCACAAACAAAACAGCGAGCCAAGAAUCGUCUCCAUCUGCUUCUUCCAGAAGAAAGAGAAGGAAGAAAAGACGACUCGGCGUUGAGCCAGCUGAGGGUGGGCAUAGAUACGAGAGGCAGGUUUCAGUCAAGCCGAGUGACUCAGAGGAGGAGCAGUAUCCAUGGAGAGGAGGAACGAGUCUGUGUUUAUUUAAAAAUACAAAUUUGUCGCAUUUAAACGAACCACAAACAAAUUGUAUGUCCACUUUAACUACACAUUCUGCCACCAGCAAUCUCCCUGGGAAGAUAUCUGCUAAGGAGACCAAAGUGAAAGAUCCUCUAUGUGACAUACAAUACCAAUAUUUACCAGAAGGCUUCAUCAGAAAAGGAAGGUGUAAAGCAGCAGGCUCGUCUGAACAUAAUGCAACUAAUGAUGGGUUACUAACCCCACAAAGUCAAAAUGACAACAGUGAUAAUGUGGCAACUAAUUUACAGCCAUGCAGCAAAUUACAUGCAGAAGAAUCAACUGUGUUGCCCGUUUCAAUUACUAACGGUGUACCUGGUAAAUCACACCUGGCCACAGAAACGGCAAACUGUGAAAGAAAGGACACUCGUGCCGGGAGUCUCCGGCAGUCUGACAAAAUGAAUCAUUCUAUCAUUUGUUAUAAAAUUGAAGAAAAUCCAGAAUUUUGUACAGCAGAGGUCAAAUCAAUAAGUAUUUUACCAAGCGCAGAGUCAAAUGAUCCCGCUGUGGAAGUCAGCCAAAAUGUCAAACUGUCUUCUGCUAAGUCGGUCCUGGCUGUAGAGGCUGGACAUUCUGGCAGAGACAACCACACACUGUGUCGAAGAGAGGCUGAGCCCCAACAACAGCUGGAAAUUGACUGUCAAGACACAGACCGAUAUAGAUCUACACUGGAAAAUACUCACUUUCCUCUGGCUGCAUGCACUUCUGAUUCAAACAACACACAACUCAAGCAAUUUGAAACUAGAGCCUGUGCAUUCUUGGACGAGAUUUCCAGUGAUGCAUUACCUGAUAUACACCAUCUGGCUAAAAGUCCCUCCGGUUCAGAUAUGAGUAUUAAAGCACAGCAAACAGAAUAUCCUCUGGUGCGUCAGACAUUAUCCAAAUGUGAUGAUGUAUCAGAAAAAAACACAACAUAUGAGAGAACUGAAUUGGCAGCAUCACAAACGGUGGCUUGUCAAAGUAGGAAUCCCUUCUUAUCUGAUACACCAGUAUCAUCCUGCUGCACUCUGGACACAGCAUCUGUCAUGUUACUGUCAAAUGAAAAUAUCACAGACGUGUCAGGAAGUUCUUGUUUAUCCGUCGAUCAAAAUGACCCUGAAGGAGGAGACAAAACAUCACUAAUGCUGGCAAAACACGAGGAAGGAGAUGACACAUCUAAAUCCAAAAGCCUGUCUGCAGCAAAUGACACGACGGGUUCAAACUGGGAUUUAAUGGUCAAAGCAGAAGACGUCAUCUCAGCAUCUAAAGCAAAUUGUGAGCUUGAAAAGGCACCAGAUUCAAAAGAUUCAGUGUUCGCUAUGUCUUCUUUUUGGAAUGAGAUGGAGAAGCUGACAAUAAAUGAUAUUCUGGGUUUACGAAUGAUCAGCAAUGGUGCUCCACGCAGCUCCCUCACACCGUUACAGGAAUGUGAGGAGACCGACAUGUUUGCUAUGACUGAUUCAGGCUUUUUUACUCAUCUGGAUGAGUCCAAGCCUGAACAAACCAAUGAGGACACAUCCAGCGAUCCUUACCCUGCACAAUCAAGUUCUGUUAGCACAGUCUGUUCUUCCUCUGCUAGAGGUGUUAUGUGGGAGAGUCUAGGGGCUGAUACUUACCCUGAGAAUAUGAUGUUGACAUCUGCUGGGGACUUUUCCCGACCAGCCCACCCUGGAGGUGCUCAAACGUGCCUCAGAAAGAUUUCUAAAAAUGUAAGCAUACACAAUCUACAUGUCCUGGAUUCUGAGUCUUUCAGCUUCACACAGAAAGGCCACAUUUCACAGACCUUAGACGAAGGAGAACUACAAAAAGUAGAGUAUGUCAGUGAUGGACUCGUGCCUAAGCAAGACAAAGACGUCAACGCUUUAGCCUCAUUUUCAACAGACAGCUACAGAAUCUCUCUCACAGAUAUAUUUCGGUAUCUGUUCAGUGGAAAGCAAUCAAUUCCCAACCAAUCAGCCACAGAUAACAUAACCACCUGCUACACUGAUGGAAAUUCUGUCCCUGAAACGUAUGAUCAUUUCUUCUCCGAGUUUGAUACAGAAAGCUUCUUCUACCCUCUCAUCGCCAAAGAAGAGCUGGUUCCUAUCUUUUCCUCCUCUCGCUCAGCUAAUAGAAACCUGCAGUUCCCUGAGGCCUAUGAGCACUUCUUUUCAUCUUCUUCUUCUGAUGAUUCUUCUGGGGAAUCUGAUGAAGAAGAUGGUUGCGGUCCUGUGAGGGUGGUGACCAGGUUCAGCCUUACAUCAAGAGCAUCUCAGAUUUCUACAGACAUAUAUGAGAAUUUCUUCACAGAUAGCGACCUCAGACAGAACUUCUUUUGGAAAACCACACUCUCCUUCAGGAACAUUAGUUUGACCAAAUCUACAGUCCAGAAGGAAACACCCUCAAACCCUCUAUCUGCUGUACCUGUGAGGCAAGGUGGCAGAUCCAUUGAAAGGACAGUUCAUCCUCUAAAUGCUCGGGGAAAGAAAGACGUGAUGUUUCCUGAUCCACUUCUCUACCACCUGGAUGACAGGAUCUACUCACCACUAGCGCAGCAGCCUUUCAGAUACGAGGAUGUACAGACGACUGUUUCAAAUCCAAGGUUGGAUGCCUCCCUCCUGCCUCUCAGACAGUCAGACAUGUGUCUGGUCUGUAUUGCAUUUGCUUCGUGGGUGCUGAAGACUGCAAACCCCCAAGUUGGAGAUACCUGGAAGGCUGUUCUGCUGGCGAAUGUAAGUGCUCUGUCUGCCAUCCGAUACCUGCGUAAAUACGUCAAGAUGGAGGCAGCAGCCAGUGAGAAGAACGUGAAUUACACCGCCCCGUCUGAUUCUUGAUGUCUUGGCCUGUAAAUACGUCAUGCUUAAAAUUAAACAUUCUUCCACAUGAACACCUGAUAUGAGCACGUGCAAGUCCGUCCUUCGAGGAAUUUGUCAUGUGUUUGAUGUGCCGUUACAUGUUUGCGUUACGUAAUUGCACUAUGAUUGCUUCAAGUCGUAUUAAUCUCUCCAUUGAAUGGACAUGGAAAAGGGGUUGACUCUAAUAGCAGGUUUUUUGGCUUCCAAUCUUCAUUUGGCUGACAUUUUGACCUUCAACGUCAGAAAGCAUUCAUAUGAAAUAUUAAACGACCAAAUGCAAGUAUUUAUCAGAAAGAAGGCUUUAGACAUUUGUAAAUAAGGUUUCAGUAUGCGCAUACUGAAGGAGGAUUAGAGGCAUGUUCACUCAGAGCUGUACAGAGAUGUUAGACGGACAUGGAUUAACUUUAGGCACUUGAAGAGUUGAGGAUGGUUUGUUUCCAUCCCAUUAAUUUAUCCAAAACUACUGUUAAAUAAUUGAACAUAUUUUACAAAUUGAGAUGGUGACUAUCUUUUGUAGUGUAUUCCAAAAUACUAAUUUAAUCAAACAGGGUGAAUGUAUUCUGUGUCAGUAUCAGUUUAAUAAUAUAUAACGGGCAUUUUAUGUUUAUGAUUUGUUUUUUGACGACUGUACAGCAUUUUGCCCUUUAGGCUGCUCUGGGAGAUGUUGAAGUCUUUGAGUUUAACUUCAGUGAACAGCAUCUCUGAGAUAUGUGCUGUCAAAAGUACUCAGACCUGAAGAUGAAACUUUUAAACACUAGAUGGCAACGUAAGCUCAUGUGAGAAGCUGGACUAUCCCAGCUGAGUGAGCUGCAGUGUUCAAAUAAACUAUACUUGAUCUUCAGUAUAGACCCAAACUAUUAGUUCAAGUCAUUAAUUGGCAUAAUUUAUGGUAAUAAUGUCUUUAUUCAACAUUAUUGUAUUCACAGGAGAUCCUGUUCUCUUUUUUAUAAAGAUUCAUGCAUGUUUUUCUCCAGCAGAGGGCUAAGGUGAGCUAAAACAUAUAAAGUGUCCUUCUGUUGAGCACAGCACAAACAUUAAACGGAUUAGAUUUGUCAUGCAAUCUUGAAUAAUAGUGCAUGUCACAACUGGACAAUGCCUUUACAAAUCUCACUGGUUCACCCAUGAGGGCUCUAUGCUAUUAUUGUUUUUAUGUCUGAAUAAAAUCUUGGCAAUUA